AUGUGCAUGCGUCUGUCUGAGACGCACCUACCACCUGUCGAGGUUACCGUUCGACUAUCCUGCUUCGUGUGUAAGCCAGGAAUGCAAGCGGUACGCAAUCCACCUAUUCCUGUCCACCUGGAGAAGGCUGGUGAAGAAAUGAUGAUGAAGGCCUUCAAGCGACUAUUGGAGUUGCUGGGUCAGACAUGCAGUGCUUCUCAUCCUGCUGGCGACGACAUCCUCACGUCAGGUAUGAAGGAUGUCCAUGACACUAUCCGCCAAGGCGUGCUCUGUACGCCGUCUCUCUACGUCGCGGAUCAUGAUCGACUAAUCACUCAAGCAGUCGUGCAUGUUGUCUGCUGUCGUCGACAGCGAUGA
Molecule: messenger RNA, 357 nt
Organism: Mesocestoides corti
Lineage: Eukaryota; Metazoa; Platyhelminthes; Cestoda; Cyclophyllidea; Mesocestoididae
Source: the annotation of a GenBank genome assembly